This is a messenger RNA of Amblyraja radiata (thorny skate), 1595 nucleotides long. RefSeq names its product mitochondrial ornithine transporter 1. NCBI's taxonomy places the organism in Eukaryota, Metazoa, Chordata, Chondrichthyes, Rajiformes, Rajidae. The coding region runs from base 238 to 1161 and encodes 307 amino acids. Gene Ontology annotation, biological process: mitochondrial L-ornithine transmembrane transport. The record is from RefSeq and is a predicted model, not a curated record. Gene Ontology annotation, molecular function: L-ornithine transmembrane transporter activity. Gene Ontology annotation, cellular component: mitochondrion. The transcript is spliced from 8 exons.
CGCCGGCUCAGGCUCAGGCUCAGCACCCAACCCCACAGACAGCAUCGACCUCCAUUGGAGCCCGGCUGGGAGAGCAACGUGGCUCCGGGACAGUGCGCUCGCUCGCUGUGAGUGGGGAGAUACCUGGGGACAGCUGUCCGCGGACAUUACCCACCGGGGGUAGGCUGGCAUGCAGUGGCGUCACGCCACCCUUGGAUUUACUGAGCCAAUCGUCCUUCCGUUGAAUCAAACGCCACCAUGUCGCUGGAUAAGAAACCUCUGCGGGCAACUGUGCAAGCUGCCAUCGACCUCUCGUCUGGGGCAAUUGGCGGAGUUGCGUGCGUGUACACGGGCCAGCCCUUCGACACGGUGAAGGUGAAGAUGCAGACUUUUCCCAACAUGUACCGCAACGUGGUGGAGUGCGUGACAAAGACGUACCGGGUCCGGGGUGUCCGGGCCUUCUACCAGGGCACCACGCCCGCGCUCAUGGCCCACAUCUCGGAGAAUGCCGUGCUCUUCCUGUCCUACGGCUUCUGCCAGCGACUGGUGAGGAAUCUGUCGGGAAUGGACAGCAAGGCUGACCUCAGUGACCUACAGAAAGCUGCGUCAGGCUCCUUCGCAUCGGUCUUCGCCUCUCUGGCCAUUUGCCCAACCGAGCUGGUCAAAUGUCGCCUGCAAGCCAUGCACGAGAUGAAGACGUCGGGGAAACUGGCAGAGGGUCACCCCAGCACGGUGUGGGCGGUGAUCAAAAGUGUCCUGAAGACAGACGGGCCGCUGGGCCUGUACCAGGGUCUCUCCAGCACCUUGAUGAGGGAGAUGCCUGGAUACUUCUUCUUCUUCGGUGGUUAUGAGCUGGGCCGCACUUUCUUCACUCCAGCAGGACAAACGAAAGAUCAGCUCGGUCCCAUCCCCCUGAUGGUGAGCGGUGGUUUUGGAGGUGCCUGCCUGUGGAUCGCCGUGUACCCGAUAGACUGCGUGAAGUCACGAAUACAAGUCCUCUCCAUGGCCGGACAACAAGCGGGGUUCUUUAGUACAUUCCGAAAUAUUUUCAUGAAGGAAGGUAUUAAAGCAAUAUACUCUGGGCUAACACCGACCAUGAUACGAGCAUUCCCUGCCAACGGUGCCCUAUUCCUGGCCUACGAACUGAGUCGAAGAGCCAUGAUGAACCACAUGAGUAACUGAAGUGCAUUUGGUCGUGACUGUGCCUUACCUCGGGGAGUUUGGUUGUGCUGCAAGAAUUGACUUUAGGGCCCAUCUAGAUAUAAAACCUGGAUAUUCGGUAUUCCGUGUGGAAGUGGCAGGAACUGGAUUCAUUCAAAAGCAGCUGGACUUCAAAUUUGAGACACUUAAUUACUGCUGACAUCGACAUUUAAGUUUAAAGGGAAGCCUUGCUCCCGUGAUGCAUAGGAGAGAGAGAGAGAGAGAGACAGGAAUCCAAAGGUCCAGUACCACAAACAAGCUGGAAGAACAACAGUGCCAAUUUUUAUUAAUGUGUCAGGGUGGGUAACAAUGAGAGCAUUAUUUAGCUAUAUUUGUUAGAUUGUGGAUUGUCACUUUUCCUCAUUUUUGUUUUCCAAAUGAAUGCCAUUAAACUACCAUAAAGAUACAUGUUAAAA